UUGUGCCACUUCUCGAUGCUCAAGCAACUACACAGCUUCACCAUGAUGCCACAGGUACCGGCGGCCUCUACAACGGCUACUGAUAUCCCAUCGGGUUCUGCGUCCUUGCUCGAUUCCUCAUCCUCAGCAACCUCCCACUCAACUGUCCAUCUACGACGCGUUUCCCAAGGCUAUGCAAUUUCAAGCGCUCUCAUCAUCAAAACCACGUUCCGUUGGACAGGAAGCAUCCAUCUCGCCGCACUCGACCACUGACAUCGGGCCACAGCCAACGAGCGGUUCGGCGCCUUCGCAGCCUCAAGCAGACGCACACCCGGGGAGAGCUCGUUCAGAUCGUAUCGAUACGUCCCUCCGAACGGCGCGUGCCACCCGAAAUAUCCUUGAGACACGAACUCAAGAUUGGGACCACUGUGCAUGCCGACGUACCGAGCGCGCGUCAGGGACUCUAUGCGGUCCCGUACAGCGUCCUGCCAAGAUGGGUGAUGGAUACCAGCUGCACGGACGCCGGGAUUGUAUGGAGAGUACUGGGCGGGCCGCGCGAGACCGCUUGUGCCUAGUAACAUUUCGACGUUGUGUUCCGAAGCAGUCUUGUAGGUUACUGCCGCUGAAUCGCGCCGGGGACGCUACACGGUCGGCAUAUUCUCGCCGAAACACUGGACACUGGGCCGUUUGUGGACUAUCCUGCAACGUUCCUGCGGAUGCAACCCCGGCAUCUUUGCGGAUUGCUCGACGAAACCCGAGCCGGUAUUCGACUGGGAAGGGAGACCUUGGGUAAACAGCGGUGCUCCUCGUUCUCCUACGCUCACGUAGGAAGCGAGGUAUUCCAGCAGCGUGUCAACGCCCUUGUUACGGAGAGCCCUUCAUCUCCUCAUCCACGUCAGAUGUUGGGUU
Molecule: messenger RNA, 888 nt
Organism: Fomitopsis serialis
Lineage: Eukaryota; Fungi; Basidiomycota; Agaricomycetes; Polyporales; Fomitopsidaceae
Exons: 3
Coding region: 173-772 (199 amino acids)
Source: RefSeq, a predicted model, not a curated record